AUGCAAGAAAAAAUUACAGCGUUAAAUUUACAAAUUUAUUGGCACGAAUCUCAACCUAUAUAUAGUUUAUCUUUCAGCAACUUCUAUAAUGAUGAGGAAUAUACUCUUUAUACUGCAGGUGGUGAUAAUAAAAUACGACAAUGGAAAAUAAAUAUGGUGAAUAAAUCUGAGGAUUCAUCAAAUCCACUAAUUUCGGCCAUGGACACUAGUAGCAACAAGACAAACAAUAAUAUUAUAGAAAUAGAGCACGUUAGAGAAAUUGGGGAGCAUGCCCAGGCGGUGAACUCAGUAUGUGUAAGCCCCUUAUUUCAACAAAAUGAAGGUGACAGUUGUACAGAUUCUUUAUCCCCAACUCAAGCAAGAACAGUAGAAUAUAUUUCGAGUACAGGUGAUGAUGGUGUAUUACAAUUAUGGAGUAUAACACAUUCUAAUCAAAAAUCAGAUACUGAUGGGCCAUCUCAAUUAUGGCGGACCCAUAUCAGAGGAUUAAACAGUAUGACUGCUGGUGCAGCGUCGGAGUUAUAUGAUAUAUCGUGGUCACCCAAGGGAGAUCGUAUUGCAGUCGCUGGCAUGGAUGGCAAAAUCAAUUUAUUUAAUACUUCUAAUGGUGAACCCUCAAUUAUCGAAAACAUUAAACUUAAAGGUGAGCCUCAGCUAAAUGGGCAAUCAUCAGACGACUCCAGCAAUCAUAAUGCAUGCAUCCAAGGGAUUGCAUGGGAUCCAAGGGACCAAUAUAUUGUAACACAAGGUGUUGAUCGGGCUGUCAAUAUUCUACGAACAAACAAUUUAAAAUUGGAAAAAAGAAUAUGCAAAGAUCCUAUAAGUAAGAAACACUUUUUCCAUAACGAUACUUUGGUUUCUUUUUUCCGUAGGCCAUCAUGGUCACCUUGUGGUAUACUAUUAGCAUUACCUUCAGGUUUGUAUGAUAAUCUAAACUGUGUUUUAAUUUAUACACGUAACAAUUUACAAAAUCCAUCUAUCGCAUUACCUGGCUUAUCAAGGCCUGCAAUUGCAAUUGCAUGGUCACCAAUAAUAUAUGAAUUUGUAGGUAAUACAAAUACCGAAAAAAGACCUUUAAUCAAUUUACCGUAUAAAAUGUUGAUAGCUAUAGCUACAACUACUCAAAUAAUAAUAUAUGAUACAAGUUCAAUUGAGCCGGUUUCUAUCAUCGGUAACUUGCAUUACACACCCAUAACUGAUUUAGUCAUGGUCUCCUGA
Messenger RNA from Henningerozyma blattae CBS 6284, 1218 nucleotides. RefSeq names its product Cac2p (gene CAC2). Gene Ontology annotation, biological process: nucleosome assembly; DNA replication-dependent chromatin assembly. Bases 1 to 1218 code for a protein of 405 amino acids. Lineage: Eukaryota; Fungi; Ascomycota; Saccharomycetes; Saccharomycetales; Saccharomycetaceae. Gene Ontology annotation, cellular component: CAF-1 complex; nucleus. The record is from RefSeq and is a predicted model, not a curated record. The transcript has a single exon. Gene Ontology annotation, molecular function: protein binding.